CCUCUCACCCUUCCUCAGCCAUUGAUCUUCCCCAUAUCUACCUAGUUAUACUUUGUAAAUAAAGGCAAUCACAAUGUCACAGCGCUCAAACGGUCCGUAUCAACUCAUCUACUGGCCCAAGAUACCCGGUCGGGGAGAAUUCAUACGGCUGGCCUUGGAAGAAGCCGGAGCCGACUAUACCGACACAGCACAUAAAGAGGAUGGAAUUAAUACCGUACUAUCACUCAUUGAUAAGAACUACGAGGGCGAUCAGUCUGGCCCUCCACCGUUCGCACCGCCCAUCCUCAAGCAUGGUGAUCUGCGCAUCAGUCAGACACCCAAUAUUCUGCUUUACCUGGCUCCGCGGCUCGGUCUGGCGCCAGAUGGGGACGCCAUCUAUCACGUCAACUCGCUCGCUCUCACAGCUUUAGAUGGAUUGAGUAAUGAGCCUCACGAUACUCACCACCCCAUUGCCGUGGAACUCUACUACGAGGAUCAGUUGGAGGAGAGCAAGCGGAGGUCGGAAUCGUACCGGAAGAAUCGGCUGCCAAAGUUCCUCUCUUACUUCGAGCGAGUGCUGAAGCCCCAGGCGGCGCAAGGCCGUCCGUGGUUGUAUGGCGAGACGUUGACCUAUGCAGACCUUGUUCUUUUCCAGGGCAUCGAUGGCCUUAAGUUUGCAUUCCCUCGAGCACUGAGCAAACUGGAGAAAUCGGGUGAAUAUUCGAAUGUAUUCAAGCUCUACGAAACUGUAAAGAACCGGCCUCGCAUCAAGGAGUAUCUCGCAAGUGACAGGAGACAGAAAUACUCAAUGGGUAUCUACCGACAGUAUCCGGAGCUGGAUGAUGCGGAGUAGCUUCUUGGUCUAUAUCCAAUGUAUAUGGGGCACAAAGGGACUUUAAUGGCGAGUCAUAAAUGAAAGCUUUAUCAGGAAUAACGAACGUUAUUACAGAACUCUACAACAAGCCACAUGCGUGUAUAUACAGACAUCUUUACUUAAGGCGAUCCUGAGACCAUAGAUACGGGUUUGUAAGAUAACAAACAAGUUACUGGUUUCUCAGAGAGACCCAUAUAGAAAUUCCGCCAAAGUA
Messenger RNA from Aspergillus caelatus, 1067 nucleotides. RefSeq names its product glutathione S-transferase. The coding region runs from base 74 to 832 and encodes 252 amino acids. The record is from RefSeq and is a predicted model, not a curated record. The transcript is spliced from 2 exons. Gene Ontology annotation, molecular function: glutathione transferase activity. Lineage: Eukaryota; Fungi; Ascomycota; Eurotiomycetes; Eurotiales; Aspergillaceae. Gene Ontology annotation, biological process: glutathione metabolic process.